AAUUAUCUACUUUCUGGUUCGGAAAUGGCGGCCUCCUGCUUCGCAAUUCCCUUAUCUUCGUCUUCUCGAUCGUCUUACAAUGCCAUUUCCAAAUACAAAACUCGAAUCUCUUCUAUUUCUUCUUACUCUUGCUUAGAAUCCCUGAAAGCUCAAUUCUCUUCAUCUACUUCUUUCCACCUCUCUUCUCUUUCUCGCCCCUUUGUAGCUCAGCCACUGCAAAUUAAGGUCUCUUCUUCUGAAUUAUCAGUUCUGGAUGAAGAGAAAGAAGAAGUUGUUAAAGGAGAUGGAGAAAAGGGAGAAGAAACCGAAGCGGAACCAGUGGUGAUGAAGAAACCAAGACCGUGUGAGCUGUACGUGUGUAAUAUCCCCAGAAGCUAUGACAUUGCUCAGCUUCUCGAGAUGUUUCAGCCGUUUGGUACUGUAAUCUCUGUCGAGGUAUCGCGAAAUCCUGAGACUGGAGAGAGCCGUGGAAGCGGAUAUGUCACAAUGGGUUCAAUAAACUCUGCCAAAAUCGCCAUUGCUUCGCUUGAUGGAACAGAAGUAGGUGGUCGGGAGAUGCGGGUUAGGUAUUCUGUUGACAUGAAUCCAGGAACCAGAAGAAACCCGCAAGUUUUGAAUUCAACUCCAAAGAAGAUUCUGAUGUACGAAAGCCAGUACAAGGUCUAUGUCGGAAAUCUCCCUUGGUUCACGCAGCCUAAUGGUUUGAGAGAACACUUUAGCAGGUUUGGUACAAUCGUAAGCGCGAGAGUGUUACAUGACCGUAAGAAUGGGAAAAACAGAGUCUUUGCCUUUCUUUCUUUUAGUAACCUUGAAGAACGUGAUGCGGCUUUGUCACUGAAUGGAACAGAAUAUGAAGGUCGCAGAAUCAUAGUCAGAGAAGGUGUCGAGAAGACUGAAUCGUAAAAAUCAGCUGGGGUCAGCUGUUGCUGCACAACAUAAUUUUCAGAUUUCUUCAACAAGGUCUCAAAAAAAGUUACCUUUUUUUUUUUACAUAUUCCCUCUGGUUUUAAGUUCUCACUCUACAAUGUAGCUUCCUGCACGAUCCUGGCAUCAAUGAAGUUUGUUUAUCAGCCAUUAUAUAUAAUUCUCUUGUCCAUCUUCUCCGACUCUCAUCUACUUUUACAAAAUAAUACUAUUAUUGUUGUUCUUUUCACCUA
Messenger RNA from Eutrema salsugineum, 1157 nucleotides. RefSeq names its product 31 kDa ribonucleoprotein, chloroplastic. NCBI's taxonomy places the organism in Eukaryota, Viridiplantae, Streptophyta, Magnoliopsida, Brassicales, Brassicaceae. The record is from RefSeq and is a predicted model, not a curated record. The transcript has 4 exons. Gene Ontology annotation, molecular function: mRNA binding. The coding region runs from base 25 to 903 and encodes 292 amino acids. Gene Ontology annotation, cellular component: cytosol.